Hirundo rustica (Barn swallow) is the source of this 1246-nucleotide messenger RNA. RefSeq names its product myostatin (gene MSTN). The transcript is spliced from 3 exons. Gene Ontology annotation, cellular component: extracellular region. The coding region runs from base 85 to 1212 and encodes 375 amino acids. The record is from RefSeq and is a predicted model, not a curated record. Gene Ontology annotation, biological process: SMAD protein signal transduction. Lineage: Eukaryota; Metazoa; Chordata; Aves; Passeriformes; Hirundinidae. Gene Ontology annotation, molecular function: cytokine activity; growth factor activity.
CACGGAUCUGUUUAGUGCUGAAACGGAAAGGGGGAGGGGGGAAAAAAAAAAAGAAGGGAAAAGUGCUGCACUGAAUGUGAGAUCAUGCAAAAGCUAGCGCUCUAUGCUUCUAUUUACCUGUUCAUGCUGAUUUCAGUUGAUCCGGUUGCUCUUGAUGACAGUAGUCAGCCCGCAGAGAACGCUGAAAAGGAUGGACUGUGCAAUGCUUGUACGUGGAGACAGAAUACAAAAUCUUCCAGAAUAGAAGCCAUAAAAAUUCAAAUCCUCAGCAAACUGCGUCUGGAACAAGCUCCUAACAUUAGCAGAGACGUUAUUAAACAACUUUUACCCAAGGCUCCUCCACUGCAGGAAUUGAUUGAUCAGUAUGAUGUGCAGAGAGAUGACAGUAGCGAUGGCUCUUUGGAAGAUGAUGACUAUCAUGCCACCACCGAAACGAUUAUCACAAUGCCUACAGAGUCUGAUUUUCUUGUACAAAUGGAGGGAAAACCAAAAUGUUGCUUCUUUAAGUUUAGCUCUAAAAUACAAUAUAACAAAGUAGUAAAGGCACAAUUGUGGAUAUACUUGAGGCAAGUCCAAAAACCUACAACGGUGUUUGUGCAGAUCCUGAGACUUAUUAAACCCAUGAAAGAUGGCACAAGAUAUACUGGAAUUCGAUCUUUGAAACUUGACAUGAACCCAGGCACCGGUAUUUGGCAGAGUAUUGAUGUGAAGACAGUGUUGCAAAACUGGCUCAAACAGCCUGAAUCCAAUUUAGGCAUCGAAAUAAAAGCUUUCGAUGAGAACGGACGGAAUCUUGCUGUAACUUUCCCAGGACCAGGGGAAGAUGGAUUGAACCCAUUUUUAGAGGUCAGAGUUACAGACACACCAAAACGGUCCCGCAGAGAUUUUGGUCUCGACUGUGACGAGCACUCAACAGAAUCCCGAUGUUGCCGCUACCCGCUGACAGUGGAUUUCGAAGCUUUCGGAUGGGAUUGGAUUAUUGCUCCUAAAAGAUACAAAGCGAAUUAUUGCUCCGGAGAAUGUGAAUUUGUGUUUUUACAAAAGUACCCGCACACCCACCUCGUGCACCAAGCCAACCCCAGGGGCUCGGCAGGCCCUUGCUGCACGCCCACCAAGAUGUCCCCCAUCAACAUGCUGUACUUCAACGGCAAAGAACAAAUCAUCUACGGCAAGAUACCAGCCAUGGUUGUAGAUCGCUGCGGGUGCUCGUGAGAUCCCCGUCUGAUCCACCGCUUCACAAAUCGUG